UUGAUUUUCUCCUGAAUAACGGGCUUCAGAAGCCUGUUUGUUUCAUUUCUCCGUUUCUGAAAUAUGCUAACAGUCGCCACACUGUUUUAUGAUUUCUCAGCCUCUGCAUGGUCUCAUUCAUGCUUCUUGGGUCAGGGCGUUCUGGAACUCAAGCCAACAUGGGCAAUGGCCUGGAAUGACGGGAAUUGUAGUCAGACAACAUCCAGAGGGCCACAAGGCAGUUUCUAGCUGUGCUACCCUGGUCUGUAUCCUGUGCCCGACUCCAGCAACAAAAAUCAGAAGCUGGGGACGGGACAAGCCCUUCUCUGGAAAGCAGCUUCUUAGAAGGAGAAAGGUUGCACUAUGUGGACCAGAAACUUGAUAAACUUGCAACGUUGUCCUCUUUUCCAUGUUCCUCCUCAUGGUUAGGCUUAUUCUUAGUCAUGUUUUUCCAAAUGCUAGUAAUAAGCAUAUUGAAAGAUUUUUAAAACAGCCAAAGGGUGAAUUACUAAACAGCAUUUUAAAAGCAUUUCUGUUUUCAGGAACUACAGUGAUGAACAGCUGCAAACAGUUGUGUGUGCAGCCUGGACUCCUUUUGGGAAAAGCGUUACCACAAAUGCAGCUUUCUGAGCUACUCUGAAUGUCCCUUUCAAACGUUCCAGCAAUUCUCCAGUUGUGGAACUUUAUAAUAAAACCAGUCGUGAGUGAUCCUGAACUCCCCUGGGUGGCACCCUUGGAGAAAUGGCAGAGAAGGUGAACAACUUCCCACCACUUCCAAAGUUUAUCCCUCUGAAGCCAUGCUUCUACCAGAACUUGAACGAUGAGAUUCCAAUAGAUUACCAGCUGAUUGUGAGAAGAAUCUAUCAACUCUGGAUAUUUUACUCCAUCACACUGGUAGUGAAUCUGGUUGCCUGCCUAGCCUGGUGGAUUGGUGGUGGCUACGGGAUCAACUUUGGCUUGGCUAUGCUAUGGCUUGCACUUUUCAGCCCUUGUAGUUAUGUCUGUUGGUUCCGCCCAGUCUACAAGGCCUUUCGGUCAGACAGCUCCUUCAAUUUCAUGCUCUUUUUCUUCCUUAUGGGAAUGCAGUUGCUACUGUCUAUCUUACAAACGAUUGGAUUCAGCGGUUGGGGAGCUUGUGGUUGGAUGUCUGCCGUGCUGUUCUAUAGUACUAAUGUUGGGGCUGCCGUAAUAAUGACUUUCUCGGCGAUGAUGUUCACUAUAUCAACAGUUGUGAUGCUUUUCUGCCUAUUCCGCGUACACCAAAUCUACCGCGGCGGAGAAGGAAGCCUUCAGAAGGCACAAGAUGAAUGGCAGAGGGGCUUGUGGAGGGACCCCCCAAGCCGCGAAGACCAAAUCAACAACUUCUCAGGAAACAGCCUUCCAGCCUACCCCACGGUCCCCACUUACCCCAGUAUCAACCGAUGGCCCUAACCUGACCCGUCGGGCUUGAUGGAUGGUUCUGUUUUGGGAUGGUGCAAAACUCUAUCGCAGGUUUGGGGCGUGUUCUUUUUGUUGUUGUUCUUGGGAAAGUAUGGUUUUGUGUUCUGUGCAUCAUCCCAUCCCGACCCUGGUUAUAUUGUGUGAUUUCUUUUGGCCAACUUCACAAGCUCUGGGUUCCAUUUACAAAACUCUUGCGUUGCCUCUUGGAAUUGUGGAGAAGCAGGUGCUGCCACUGUUUCGACCCAGUCUGUGCCAACAUACAGGGCUGCCAUCCAUCUUCCUACGUAACUGUAGAAAGAAAGAAGUACAUAAGCAUAUCUCAGCCAGCUUUGCCACUUCAUGUACCAGUGACGUUUCCACUGCACCCUGCAGAAGUCCUUGUGACCCCGAACCUCCCUGUGGGGCUGAAUUGUGGCCCCGCAGGCAUUCUAGUUCCUUUCUCUUGGGACUUGGAGCAGGGAUGCCCAGUUUGUGUACUGCCGGAGCAGCACCCGCAAAGGCCACACAAUACAUCAAUUUCGGAAAGAUGGCUAUUGCCAGAGAACGCUCCUUUUUCUUGGGAAAUGCAGCAUUCUCACCAGCUUCCAAAUUUUGUGGGGGAUUAUUUUACAUCCAUGCAGGAAAAAAAGUUGUACUUCUUGCCUAAAUAUGCAGGGCAUUUUUUUCCCAAGAGACUUUGCAAGGUACAUGGAUACAUACCUUGAGCACUAUUGAUUUCAUGUUUGUUCAUGAAAGGUCUCCUUUUUUUAUGAACUGUAUGACUACAAGAAAUAUUUUUGGAAGUUUCUCACACUUGGGAGUAAAAAUAGCAAUGUGAAGCACUUCAUUUGGGUCUGGGGGACGACGAGACUGUGGGGACCAGUCACUGAGACAUGUGCCUUAACAUGGAAGCCUCUUCCAUUUUCCUCCCUUCAGGUUCCCCGUCUCAGAUUUUGUUUACACUUAAGGGUUCUCUUUCCUCACUUAAAACUGACAUCUUGUAAGUACAACGUAUGAUUCAGUACUUUCUCUCUGUAUCUCCAGGAAAUUUUGCAUGGAUAUGUUAACAGAUGAGCCAAAGAGAGAAAAUGCUGUUAGCACAGGAGGGCAAACACCUCCAAACUUUAUUUUGGAAUUGGUAGGGUGUGCACGCACACGUGUCUUUCAUGUCCCAAAUCCAGUCUGUUUACAGGCCUUCUGAGAUCUCAUAAAACAUUCCAAAAAAAACCUUAGGAGUGGGUCUUUAGCAUGACUGGUUUUUGCUCUGACUUAGACGAAAGCUUGAAACCGCCUUGGAAGUAUAAUAAGUGUCACUGUCCACUUGGGCAGCUUUGUCUUUGCCUUAAUUGUACUUCUCCUUACGUGAAAGCUGCCGGCAGACUUUCAGCGGUUUGCAUUCAGCCCUCUGAGAAUCACUGAGCACUGAUGUAGGCCAAAUAUCACGGUACCCUUUUCGAGGCUGCCGCGUGGACAGUCACUAGGACCCUGGAUACGUAGCCUGGGCUGCUGGCGAUUUUUAUGUGCCGGAGAAGCCCUUUUAGAGUGCAUCCUCUACCAGGUUGCCAGCUGUGCCAUGACAGGCAAACGCUUCUCAGUUUACACAGCCAUCCCUUCUGUUUUUUGCGUGCUCUCCUUCCCAUUUUGGCAGCUUUAAACUCCCAUUUCUGGCCAUGGAAGGGAUUUGUGGGUUAGGAAUCAAGACCUUCUUGGGAAGACUUUGCCAACUACCAGUUUCUAACUUCUGGUGGGAUUUUCUGUGUUACAUUUUAGGGAGGUCACUUCCCUGCAUACCCGGAAAAAAUUCUAACCCACAAUGGGGAGCCUUGCAGAGCUUGGAUGCAGACCUGCUGGUCACUUCAUCCAGUACAUAAUAGGAGCUCCUACAUCUGGGAACAAAGAGCAUAGCUGGCAAAGACCUGCCAAAGAGUUGAGCAGAGCAGGAAAGGUUAGCCAAAGAGCUCUGCACAUGUUUGGGAGCAGAUUCUGCGCUACAACCCUUGUCCUGCCAUGGCUCUGCCCACACUACAAAUGGCAGACCCGUUUUUGCUUUUUUUUGGUUCUUAGCUUGAGAUCUAAGAUCCACCAUCCACACCCUGCUUCAGAAUAACCCACCGCCAGUGACUGGUUUGCCCGCUAAUGUACAGCUUCCAAGAUGUCUUAAUAUGAUACUGACUCGGAUAUGUAAUGCCAUGUUUAUGCACUUCCUUUCUAAAGGGACUAACUUUGUUUCGGGGUGAGACAGGGCAGGGGAGCAGAAUGAAUUCUACUUGCCUGCUGCUUAUUCUGCAUUGUGCUGUGUAAAUCAAUUUGCAUUGUAUUACCAUUGCCUUAUGCUCCCACCCAAUAACAAUAAAUGAACUUCACUUAUUGAAAGCACAGUAUAAA
Messenger RNA from Varanus komodoensis (Komodo dragon), 3783 nucleotides. It is a transcript of the gene SCAMP4, whose product is annotated as secretory carrier membrane protein 4. The record is from RefSeq and is a predicted model, not a curated record. Gene Ontology annotation, cellular component: trans-Golgi network membrane; recycling endosome membrane. The transcript is spliced from 7 exons. The coding region runs from base 721 to 1410 and encodes 229 amino acids. NCBI's taxonomy places the organism in Eukaryota, Metazoa, Chordata, Lepidosauria, Squamata, Varanidae. Gene Ontology annotation, biological process: protein transport.